Molecule: messenger RNA, 1422 nt
Organism: Diceros bicornis minor
Lineage: Eukaryota; Metazoa; Chordata; Mammalia; Perissodactyla; Rhinocerotidae
Product: keratin-associated protein 10-4-like
Exons: 2
Coding region: 139-1422 (427 amino acids)
Cellular component (GO): keratin filament
Source: RefSeq, a predicted model, not a curated record
AGCAUCAACAAGGAAGGGAGGGCAUCCUGGGGACAACACAAGCCAGGGAGGGGUAUAAAAGCCCAGAGCCCCGGGCACCGCACACACACUCACUCACACACUCACACUCACACCCUCCUCCAGCCCCACCGCCCCACCAUGGCCGCCUCCACCCUGUCCGUCUGCUCCAGCGACCUGAGCUACGGCAGCCGGGUCUGCCAGCCCGGGUCCUGGGACUCCUGCCCAGGCUCCUCCUGGCAGGUGGACGACUGCCCAGAGAGCUGCUGCGAGCCCCCCUGCUGCGCCCCCAGCUGCUGCGCCCCGGCCCCCUGCCUGACCCUCCUCUGCACCCCAGCCAGCUGUGUGUGCAGCCCCUGCCAGUCAGCCUGCACCAGCUCCUGCACGCCCUCCUGCUGCCAGCAGUCUAGCUGCCAGCCCUCCUGCUGCACCUCCUCCCCCUGCCAGCCAUCCUGCUGUGUGCCCGUCUCCUGCACACCUGUCUCCUACACACCUGUCUCCUGCACACCCGUCUCCUGCACACCUGUCUGCUGCAAGCCUGUGUGCUGUGUGCCCACCUGCUCCAGGGCCUCCCCCUGCCCAGCCCCCUCAUGCUGCCAGCAGUCUAGCUGCCAGCCCUCCUGCUGCACCUCCUCCCCCUGCCAGCCGUCCUGCUGUGUGCCCGUCUCCUGCACACCCAUCUGCUCUGGGGCCGCCCCCUGCCCAGCCCCCUCGUGCUGCCAGCCCACCCCCUGCCCCUCAUCCUGCUGCAGACCCUCCUCCUGCAUCUGCUGCGCCCCGGCCCCCUGCCUGACCCUCCUCUGCACCCCAGCCAGCUGUGUGUGCAGCCCCUGCCAGUCAGCCUGCACCAGCUCCUGCACACCCUCCUGCUGCCAACAGUCUAGCUGUCAGCCCUCCUGCUGCACCUCCUCCCCCUGCCAGCAGUCCUGCUGUGUGCCCGUCUGCUGCACACCCAUCUGCUCCACACCUGUCUCCUGCACACCUGUCUCCUGCACACCCAUCUGCUGCAAGCCUGCAAGCUGUGUGCCCGUCUGCUCUGGGGCCUCUCCCUGUUCAGACCCCUCAUGCUGCCAGCAGUCUAGCUGCCAGCCCUCUUGCUGCACCUCCUCCCCCUGCCAGCAGGACUGCUGUGUGCCCGUCUCCUGCACACCCGUCUGCUCUGGGGCCGCCCCCUGCCCAGCCCCCUCGUGCUACCAGCACACCCCCUGCCCCUCAUCCUGCUGCAGACCCUCCUCCUGCGUGUCCCUCAUCUGCCGCCCUGUGUGCAGGCCCGCCUGCUGCGUGCCCGUCUCCUCCUGCUGUGCCCCCGCCUCCUGCCAGCCCAGCUGCUCCCGCCUGGCCUCUUGCGAGUCCCUGCUCUGCCGCCCCGUGUGCUCCCUCGCCGCCUGCUGUGGCCCCGUCUCGGCCCACAAGUCCUGCUGCUGA